Molecule: messenger RNA, 1470 nt
Organism: Sinocyclocheilus anshuiensis
Lineage: Eukaryota; Metazoa; Chordata; Actinopteri; Cypriniformes; Cyprinidae
Product: von Willebrand factor A domain-containing protein 3A
Exons: 14
Coding region: 1-1470 (489 amino acids)
Source: RefSeq, a predicted model, not a curated record
AUGAGUUUGCUGAAAGUCCGCAUCAGGAGGCUCUUUGUGAGUGACACUUUCUCAUUUGUACCUUCACAGAUCUCCAUAGGUUUGGACAAUCUGACUCUUUCUGACUUCAGUCCUGGAAGUUCUGCUCUCAGUACUCCAUUGUGCAUCCAACCCACAGGCCCGAUACCCACCACCUCCAGUGAAUGGCUGAAAACCCACGGCCUGAAAGCUCAAAAGCUGGAUCUGUAUCAGCUGCUGGCUCGUAACGCCUAUUCUCCACAAGAGACGUUUGUGCCAGUCUUGGGAAAGACUGUUUCCUCUACAGUUCAUGAGCGGGUCAUGGUACGGUUUGAGUGGCAUGAUGGGACAGUGAAGUAUUUGCAUGUCGAUCUUCCAUCGGUGCAAAAGUACCAGGUACAUUUUAUAAAUGCUGUGCAUCUGUUUGAAAGGAGAGUUCAGUGGCUGAACAGGAUAUGGGGAACCGUGUGUGAGCAGAGGGUGCAGGUUCUUCUGGACAUGUCUGGGAUGAACGCCCACUACCAGCUCCAUCUCCAGCACGCCCUGCGAAUACUACUGCAGGAGCAGCUGGCCAACAAACACAGCUUCAAUAUCAUCGUUUUUGGAUCAGAUGUCAAGUCAUGGCAGGAGAAGGUGGUUCCCUCCACCCAUGAAAACCUUCAAGCUGUUUGGCAUCCUCCAUACAAAACCAUGUUGAACCCUUCAAAUACAAGCAUGCCAGCCACUGCUGCCCUCUGCUGCUCAAAUAUAAAAGAUGCAGUUUCUGUUUAUGUCACUGUUUAUGUAUCUGAGCGCUGCAGUGCAACAAACCUGAAUCUCCACGUGUGCCUGUUCACCGGAGAGGAGGACACUGCCCGCUGCCCUCCGCCCCGUUACACCACCCGGACAGAAACCACCCGAAACGGACGCUUCCUUUGGAUGACUGAGACUGAAUUAGUCUUUUUUAUAGUCCAAUCAGCUGAUAUCGGCACACCGACAAGGCUGUCAAGGUCUGCAGAUCAGAGGAAAACCAACGUGCCACGGUCUGUCUUCUUCAUGGAAGACGGCAACUUGGGUGUUGUCUUCAAUAAAUAUCCAAAACCAAAGAGUGUGUGUACGUCUAUCACCACUAUUAAACUACCAAAACAUGAAGACAUCUGUUCAGCUAAACAGUGGCUAAAAAGGUUUGGUACCAAGAAUCUGAAGUUGGACCUUCACAAGCUGAUAUCUGGACCAUCAGAUCUGGAAUGCUGCCAUCACAACAAACUGGUGCUGUCCGUCCAUAAGAGAGUGUCUGCGAAAUACUGCGCCAUAUUCCCUAGUGUCCUGAUUAAUGCUCCUGAAAACACAAAUCCAGCUCUUAUCAGAAAACUCCUGUCAGCGGACGAUCUUAGGAAACUAUCAGAAGAGAUUGAAAAGCUGAGAAUGUUCCAGAAACAAGCUAAAGCUUUCAGGGAAACUAUUUUGGAGUCGAGGAACCAGGAGGGAAUGUAG